UAUCAUGAGGCAAGGGAGUCCUGCAGUUGUUUAGAAGUUGUCCUGAGUUCCUUUGUGGCCUCCUGGAUGAGUCAUUGCUGUUCUUUUAGGGUAAUCUUUGUAGGACGGCCACCCCUGGGAAGGUUCACCGCUGUUCCAUGUUCAUCCAUCCAUAACUGCUCUCCCUGUGGUUCGCUGAAAUCCUAAAGGUUCAGAAUUGACCUUUCAACCCUUUCCAGACUGAUAAAUGGAAUUUAUUUGGAUCGUGUGAUUUUUCUUGCAGCUUUUUUAGAUCUUUUGUCUGAUCUGAUUUUGUCGGAACAGAUGAAGUGAUUUUUUAUUUUUUUGAUUGAAAAGGUCGAGAGGUAAUCUGUCUUGGGUGUGAUCAGUGAAAAUUAACCAAAAAUUGUGGUUAGCCACAAUUAAUUCAUGAUUUAACAAGGGGGGUAUGUACUUUUCACACACGGCCGCGUAACUUUUAAUAGUUUGUUUUCCUUAAUAACUGAAAUCACCAUUUAAAAAAAACAGCAUUUUAAGUGACUUGGGUAAUAUUCGUCUAUUUACAUUUGUUUGAUGAUCUUAAACAUUAGAGUGGGGAAACUGCAAAAAUAUAAGAAUUUGAGAAGCGGACGAUAUUUUUUCAUGGCACUGUAUAGAGACGGACAACCAUUCACUGUCACAUUCAUACCGUCACUGAAUGGAAACUGAACCCACUGCCUGCACCAAAGUGCAAGGUGAUGAAGAGGAGGAUGGCCAACUUGACAUCCAGGAGACAAAAAUUAACGGCUUAAGCGGGUUCUUUUUCAAAGUAACUCUUCCGUACAAGCUGGUAGUGGGCCUUAAGGUCAAACUAAAAGUGGAAAUGACAUUCAGCCACGUCCUCCAGCCCUUCCCAUCGGACAUCACCCAGGCUGAGCGCCAGCUGGUAGUUUUUCAAGGCAACCACUACUUCUACUCACCAUACCCCACCCAGAGUCAGACGACGCGCGUUCGCCUGGCAUCCAAAACAGUGGAGAGCUACACCAAACUGGGCAAUCCCAGCAAGACUGAUGAUUUAAUUGAAUACGGUCCAUACAGUGACAUUCCCCAGUUUAGCCAGGAUACAAUGAAAAUCCACUUUGAGAACAACACACCUUUCCUCACGAUCAGUAGCGUUACUCGCACCAUUGAGGUGUCUCACUGGGGCAACAUCGCUGUGGAGGAGACCAUCGACGUGAGGCACACUGGAGCAAUCCUGAAGGGUCCAUUUUCACGCUACGAUUACCAGCGUCAGUCAGACAGUGGCAUCUCUUCUAUCAAGUCCUUCAAGACUAUACUUCCUGCUUCUGCGCAAGAUGUUUACUACAGGGAUGAGAUUGGGAACAUCUCCACCUCCCACCUGCAGAUUCUGGAUGACUCUGUGGAGGUAGAGAUCAGGCCUCGCUUCCCUUUGUUUGGAGGCUGGAAGACCCACUACAUUAUUGGGUACAACCUGCCCAGCUAUGAGUAUCUCUACACACUGGGGGACCAAUAUGCACUGAAGAUGAGACUGGUUGACCACAUCUAUGAUGACCAGGUCGUUGACAACAUGACUGUGAAAAUAAUCCUACCAGAGGGAGCUAAAAACAUCCAGAUGGAUACACCAUAUAACAUUCAUCGCAUGCCAAAUGAAUUGCACUACACUUACCUUGAUACCUUCGGCCGACCCGUGCUGGUCGUCACCAAGAACAACCUUGUGGAGCAGCACAUUCAGGAUGUUGUGGUUCACUACAACUUCAAUAAGAUCUUGAUGCUGCAGGAGCCUCUCUUGGUAGUCGCAGCUUUCUACAUUCUCUUCUUCACCGUCAUCAUCUAUGUUCGUAUGGACUUUGCCAUAACGAAGGACCCAGCGGCUGAGGUGCGCAUGAAGGUCGCUUCCAUCACUGAGCAGGUGCUGACCCUGGUCAACAAGCGUCUGGGCCUGUACCGACACAUGGACGAGGUGGUCAACCGCUACAAGCAAUCUCGUGAUACGGGCUCGCUCAACGGCGGCCGUAAGACGCUUGAGGCGGACCACCGUGCGCUCACCAACGAGAUCAGCUCGCUGCAGGCUCGCCUCAAGGCCGAAGGCUCCGACUUGGCCGACAAGGUGGCGGAGGUGCAGAAGCUAGACGGCCAGGUUAAAGAGCUGGUGUGCCGUGCCAGCCAGGAGGCGGAGCGACUGGUCGCCGGCAAGGUGAAGAAAGAGGCUUACAUCGAGAACGACAAGACUCUGGCCAGCAAGAGACAAGAACUCAUCGGCCGUAUCGACAAUCUGCUGGAUGCUCUCUAAACAAGACGUCAACACUCACCCCGCAGCCAGCCAACCAUGUGUACACCAAUGUAUGUGACAAACAUACUUUUCACAUCAUGUACAGCAAGUAACGUGUCAUCUUGUGGGUUUAUCCAAACACUCGUUGUGCCUUGUGAUAAAACUGGUUCAUCACAAGUUGUUGAGCUCUCCCUUUGUCACAUGCUCAGACUUUACAUGUUUGCUGUUUAAAACUCAACUUUUGUUUUAAUGAUUUAGGUUUCAUGUUUUGCAAAAUGAAUAACAAAAAGUCAAGCUCAUGUGUUCUCUCAUGUCUUUGCUCACAUAUACCAAUACUACGUUUUUUCAAGCGGUUCGGUAUGAUGGUUUCAAUUGUCUCCGGUUUUGCACUUAACUACUAUUUUUCUACUUUCCCAUGAUAGUUAAAGCUCUGAAUUUUUAUGUUUUGUCACUUUUUGUCUGUAAUUUAGUCCCAUUUUCUACUUUUAGAGGUUUUGGGUUGUUUUCACUGAAAUUAGUGAAUAUGUGACUAGGUUGUGUGUGAGAAGACAUGGGGAUGGAAAAAAAAUUUAAAGCUGUCAAAUUUGAAAUAAAAAAUAAACAUUGGACUAACAUCGUUAGUUUUAGUUUAA
This is a messenger RNA of Phycodurus eques (leafy seadragon), 2880 nucleotides long. It is a transcript of the gene rpn1, whose product is annotated as ribophorin I. Gene Ontology annotation, cellular component: membrane; oligosaccharyltransferase complex. Lineage: Eukaryota; Metazoa; Chordata; Actinopteri; Syngnathiformes; Syngnathidae. The transcript is spliced from 10 exons. The record is from RefSeq and is a predicted model, not a curated record. The coding region runs from base 677 to 2269 and encodes 530 amino acids.